Messenger RNA from Penicillium mononematosum, 1311 nucleotides. Its product is annotated as acyl-CoA desaturase. Gene Ontology annotation, molecular function: iron ion binding; heme binding; stearoyl-CoA 9-desaturase activity. Lineage: Eukaryota; Fungi; Ascomycota; Eurotiomycetes; Eurotiales; Aspergillaceae. The transcript is spliced from 3 exons. Gene Ontology annotation, cellular component: endoplasmic reticulum membrane. The record is from RefSeq and is a predicted model, not a curated record. Gene Ontology annotation, biological process: unsaturated fatty acid biosynthetic process. Bases 1 to 1311 code for a protein of 436 amino acids.
AUGGCGAAAUCUGAGCCAAGCGAAAAGCUGCAUAUCAGCGAAAAGCCCAUCACGUUCAGUAACUGGUACCAGCACGUCAACUGGGUCAACACAACCCUCAUCCUCAUCGUACCCGUCGGUGGCGUCGUCGCUGCAUUCUAUACACAGCUUAGGGCGAUCACAGCUGCCUGGGCAGUUCUCUACUACUUCUGGACUGGAUUGGGUGUCACAGCUGGCUACCACCGUCUGUGGGCGCACAGAUCUUACGAAGCUGGCCUUCCGAUUAGGAUAUUCCUCGCUUGUGUCGGCGGUGGCGCCGUCCAAGGCUCUAUCCGGUGGUGGAGCAGUAAGCACAGGGCACACCACCGAUGGACUGACACAGUCAAGGACCCAUACAGCGUCAUGAAGGGUCUUUGGUAUUCGCAUUUUAUGUGGAUGGUUCUAAAUCAGAAUCCAAAGAACCGUGGCAGGACUGACAUCUCCGACUUGAACGAAGAUCCGGUGGUCGUCUGGCAGCACAAACACUAUGGAUCUGUCAUCUUGGUCUUCGGGAUGUUGUUCCCUAUGCUCGUUGCUGGUCUGGGAUGGGGUGACUGGAAGGGUGGUCUUGUGUAUGCUGGAAUUCUUCGGUUUUCAUUUGUGCAGCAAGCGACCUUCUGCGUCAAUUCUCUCGCCCAUUGGCUGGGUGAGCAGGUCAGUCAUUGUCCAUACCCUGUUCUUUCGUAUUCCCUAACAUAUGUUAGCCAUUCGAUGAUAGGAACUCCCCCCCGUGACCACGUCAUUACAGCGCUCAUCACUCUCGGCGAAGGCUACCACAACUUCCACCACGAGUUCCCCUCCGACUACCGCAACGCCAUCGAAUGGUGGCAGUAUGAUCCCACAAAGUGGUCGAUCUGGGUGUGGAAACAGCUCGGUCUGGCAACCAACCUUAAGCAGUUCCGAGCCAACGAAAUCGAGAAGGGCCGUGUGCAACAACUACAGAAGAAGCUCGACCAGAAGCGCGCUAGGCUUGACUGGGGUGUUCCUCUAGAACAGCUGCCUGUUGUUGACUGGGACGAUUUUAUUGCAGAAGCUCAGAGUGGCAAAGCUCUAGUUGCCAUUGCUGGUGUUGUUCACGAUGUGACUGGGUUUAUCAUGGAACACCCUGGUGGUAAAACCCUCAUUUCAUCGGCCAUUGGUAAGGAUGCCACUGCUAUGUUCAACGGUGGUGUCUACACUCAUUCUAAUGCUGCUCACAACCUUCUUUCCUCGAUGCGAGUUGGGGUAAUUCGCGGUGGUGGUGAGGUUGAGAUUUGGCGUCACCGAAACAACCAGAAGGGAGUUUAUGCGUGA